Messenger RNA from Mesorhabditis spiculigera, 843 nucleotides. Lineage: Eukaryota; Metazoa; Nematoda; Chromadorea; Rhabditida; Rhabditidae. The record is from the annotation of a GenBank genome assembly.
AUGAGCCUCCCAGUGUCAAUGGAGGACACGGAGCUGUUUCCAAAUUGCAAGCUUUUAAAUGCCGAGCCAAGCGGGACAAGGAUAAAUUUGGAGGUUUUUGAGCAGAUGCACAAAUCUCUUCCCCGACUAUGGUGGUCUCGGCUCGUCAUAUCGGUUCGAGGCUAUGUGGUGAAUUACGUUGGCUCAGACGAUGAAACCCUUUUCCACGUUGAUGACGCCUUCAUUGCAAUCCAUCGAUUUUUAGCCGAAGAAAAAUCGGAUGCAAAUGCAGCAAAACAGUUUAUCCUCGACCUCGACUCCAUCCAUGGCUUCCCUAAUAUUAGCAAAGUCCUCGUCGGCCUCUGCACGGCAAAUGCGUCAAAUAAGAAUAUUUUCACAGAAUCACAGAUUUCCACGUCAUUACAACGAAUUUUCGGGGCCCCGAAUUCGAUCACCUAUCGCCUGGCGAACGGCCAGAAAUUUGCAUAUUUUGUUUUCCUGAACAUUCUUGGGAUUUUGCAACAAAGAUGGGCAGCAGAGCGGGAGAAGAAAAAGGGAAUACGUUUCGAAACGGACCCGGAAUGGCAGCCGGAUGAUCGGGUGGUGUUGUUUCAGGAGUUUUAUAAAGGAAAUCGAACUUGGGUACUACUCGAUUUUGAUCGGUACAUUUUGCAACAAUGGAAGCCGCAGGGCUCCAACAUCAUUUUUGGCGAUCGAUUUGUCGAGAAGAAAAAGCUGGCCGGCUACGAGUUGUGCUCAAAUUGCGGCAUGGUCGAGCAGCAGAAGGGGCAAUUCCCGAAAAAGGAAAACUACGCGUUUUGCAGCCCAGAGUGUCUGGAUGCUUUUGCAAAGGAGCACAGUAAA